Molecule: messenger RNA, 420 nt
Organism: Penicillium verhagenii
Lineage: Eukaryota; Fungi; Ascomycota; Eurotiomycetes; Eurotiales; Aspergillaceae
Exons: 2
Coding region: 1-420 (139 amino acids)
Source: RefSeq, a predicted model, not a curated record
AUGUGGGCAGAGGAACAGUGGAAAAGUUUGAUUGAAUUUUCGGAUAGAGGAACUCUACGGGCUGGUUGGUUAGUUCCUAGCUCGGGCCUGACCGAUGCCAAGAGGAAGAAUGGCUUCGCUAACGGAAUUCAUGUUGCGACACAGAGAAAUUACAGCCGCGCUCAUGUCCGAAAUGCGCAGACUGCUCAGGAUUUGCUUUCCCAACCUCACGAGACUCAAAAUGAGACUGAGGGUGGAAGGAUUUUGAAGAGAUCACGCACUGCAGAACACUGUGGCACAGGCGCUAGUACAAAUUGGACGCCAGGCGAUGGAAGAUGGAAAGAAGAAAAAGAAAGACUCGAACCUUAUGGCAUUGUUGACAAAAGGCUCAUCCUAUCAGCGUCGUUUACCCCGCGGACCCAGAACCCGAAUCAGGCUUGA